Molecule: messenger RNA, 2313 nt
Organism: Lindgomyces ingoldianus
Lineage: Eukaryota; Fungi; Ascomycota; Dothideomycetes; Pleosporales; Lindgomycetaceae
Exons: 3
Coding region: 145-2061 (638 amino acids)
Biological process (GO): amino acid transmembrane transport
Cellular component (GO): membrane
Molecular function (GO): amino acid transmembrane transporter activity
Source: RefSeq, a predicted model, not a curated record
GAGUCCACGUAGCCUUGUUCACUCUCACAAACAUCCCACCCUCCUUUGAGUUUCCUCUUCUUACUCUCUCUUUCCAAGUCGAAUAUUAGAGAAAGAUUCCUCAGAUCCGGGCAUCCUCCGCGUCGCGUACAUCUGAGCAUUUCAAUGGAUCCACCUAUUCCUGAGAACGCAGAGAAGGUCUCGGAGCCUUCUGGUUCAACUACACGUCCUGACUCUGUUCUCUCCGAUGUCUCUGAGAUCCCAGAUACCGAACUACGCCAAACGCUCAAAGAACGCCAUGUGAAUAUGAUAGGCUUUUCCACGGUUCUUGGAGUAGGCCUUUUUCUUUCUGCCGGAAAGGCCAUCUUUAUGGCCGGGCCUGGUGCUACUGUCCUAGCAUACAUCAUAAUGGGCACAGUGAUGUGGUCCGUAAUGGCUUGUUUGGGCGAGAUGACUGCCUUGUUCCCUAUCAAAGGUCCCAUCUUCGAAUUCCCACGUCGGUUCGUCGACCAGUCAAUCGGUUUCGCGAUUGGGUGGAUCUCAUGGUUCUCCUGGACUGUCAUAGCCGCAGUGGAAAUACUAGCCAUCACUGAGAUCUUUCGUUUUCGAUUCGACCCCAAAUACCUUCAGAGUGUCGGAUAUCCUGAGGAUCGAGUGGAAUGGAAGGCUGGCCUUGAUACAAACCCUGCCAUUUGGGUGGGGAUAUUCCUGAUCAUCAUCCUUUUGAUCAAUCUUCUACCAGUUCGCCAAUACGGUCGGGUCGAGUACGUAUUCGGAUGCAUCAAGAUCAUUUUUCUAGUUGGUGUUAUCAUGUUCAACAUGAUACUGAACGCUCGCCAGAAGUUCCACGACACUAGGUUCUGGACGUACGAGACUCCUUGGGGAUUCUCUAGAGCGAACUUCACCGUAAAGGCUUACCGAGACGGCUCCCCCAAAAUCACUUAUACUGGCUCUCUUGGCGGCUUAACUUCGUUCUGGACAACAAUGACAACAACGCUUUUCUCCUUGAUGGGCUGGGAAAUCAUUCUAUACACCGCUGCAGAAAACCGUGACCUCCGAAAGGCAGAGACGAUUAAGCUAGCGACACGGAAGAUAUCGCUCCGUGUUAUUCUGCUCUACGCUCUCGCAGCCUUCACAGUAGGUUUGAAUGUGCCGUACACAGAUGAUCAUCUGCGGGAUCUUACUCUUCUCGGGGUCCCAGGCGGCCAGAAUAGUGUCUUCGUUAUUGCUGCAAUCCGGGAACAUGUCAAAGGCAUUCCGCAUUUGAUCAACGGCUUCUUCAUAUUUUCGGCAUGCAGCACGGGAGUCAAUUGCCUGUAUGCCGCGUCCAGAACGUUGCAUGCUCUCGCUAGCAUUCGAGAUGCGUGGCCGUCGUGGACUAUUUUCGAAAGCAUUCGAUCGAGGCUAGAGCGCACCCGCUUGGGUGUUCCAAUGAAUGCGGUGUUCGUCAGCUGGCUGGUUGGCUUCGUCGCAUUCCUCUCAACAAACUCGGUUCAGAUGGAGACGCUUGGACGAAUGUCGACGAUCACGGUUGUCGCUAAUUUAAUCAUUUACGCAGUGAACUGCGUCGCCUAUCUAAAUUUCUACCGGGAGGUCAAUUCGGCUGCAAGAGGUGAUCUCGACGAGGACCUCAAUCUUUCCCCAGAAAUGCGGGCGCACUAUAAGAGAUCAGCCCGUCAAUACCCUUAUCGAUCUCAUCUUCAGUGGAUCCGAGCAGCAUAUGCUUUCGUUGGUUGUGUACUCAUGAUCAUCUUCCAAGGAUGGCGUACAUUUAUUCCGCCUAUGAGCAAGAAAGAUUUUGUGGCCGCUUACAUCGCAGUCGUUCUUUUCAUUGCCAUUUCUCUGGCGUAUUUCGUGAAGGACCGAGGCUUCUCUCCGCGAAACUGGAGAGUACUUGCACUAAAGCUUUCGGGUCUCGAGUCGGUUGGUCCCAUUGUGGUGGUAUCGGACAGCGUCCUGAAGCCGUGCGACUUCUGCGGUGCAAGGCAUCGACGCGGGCAUCUACACUUCCCGGACAAGAUUCUGUUCUCGAAGAACAAUGCUCGGGCACUGGUUGAAUGGAUCUGGACAUGGUUGAAGUGAGAAAAGCCCUGUGUAUUGAGGGCGGAGAGAAUGGACCGUACUGGAGCAGACCUGAAUACCCACCGUUUACAUUUCGUAGCUGUUGAUACCAAUAAUAUAAUCUGAAUACCGUCUCCCCGUAUUUCGAUUGUAUGAGACACUUGAUUUCAAGAAACAGCACAAGAAAAAUAUCUCCCAUUACCGGGAAAUUGGACUCAAAAUCGAGUUUGCAGCCCAGAAGAUGACACGGCAGGAAUGCGCUAGCCAAGUACC